CGAGUCGGGCGAGUGUAAAUAUGCUACUGUCAAUACAAUAAAAUCCCCAGAGUUUUGGUUGAGUGAGAUAGCGAGAGUGUGUAUAGCGUGUAGGUAUAGUAAAGCGAGUAAAACAUUGGUCCAAGUGAAAAAUAUUUCAUUCAACUUCUCAGACGGGACGGACGGGUCAGCUUGAUAGAAGACGAAUGCGCUCACUGACGGGCGCAGUGUGUGACGAAUAAAAAUAAAAGAAAACGAGUGUAGUUUUGUCGCGAUUUUUCCCCCACGCAAUAUGGCAGCAAAAGUCUAUUGCCCAUAAGAAAAAGGAAUAAUCGAGUUAUUUUGGUGGCGAUCCGGAUGCGAUCGGUGGACGUACGGAAGUUUAUCCUCAGCAGCAGCAUCAGUCAGAAAAGAGGGCAUCGUGUGUUGUUUUUAGGCGUGUGUGUACGUUUGUCUGCUCCCUCUGAGUGGAGGAAAGUCUAGAAGAGGAAAAAAAUAUCCACGGCGCAACCAACAUCGCGGUCGCGGUCAGAAGGAAGAAGUAGUAGGCAAUCGGUAGUGGAUUGAGAGUGGUAACAUUCGGAGGAGUCUACAGGAAAGAAGACGGGCACAGAAUUGCAGCAGUGCAGUGUGUAAGCGAAAAAAUACGUGCCGUGGGGGAAGUGCAUAGUGUUGAAAAGUUGAAUCAUUGGAAAAUCCCCUCCCCGUCGUGUGCUUCGAGAAAGGUAGUGAAGUGUGUGUGUGUGGGUUUGGAAAAGGUUUUCCUCUUCAAUAGCCUAGUAGCGCAAACAGGGAACGGGGCAGAGCUCCCCGCAGAGGCGACGACGGAUAAUGGCCGAUCAGAAUGAAAAAAUCCUACACCGUCUGCUGCAGAUUGAUGGCAACAACGAGUGCGCGGACUGCGGAGCAAAAAGUCCCGAAUGGGCUUCGUACAACAUUGGAAUCUUUCUGUGCACACGAUGCUGUGCCGUGCACCGGAGCAUGGGUGCCCACAUAUCGAAGGUCAAGCACCUGAAGCUGGACAAAUGGGAAGACAGCCAGCUGGAGCGGAUGAUAGCGGUGGGAAACCGGGCCUCGAAGCAUAAGUACGAAACGCGAGUACCGGCGUGCUACCGGUUGCCGAGGGAGAAUGAUCCACAAGUGCUGAUCGAGCAGUGGAUCCGCGCCAAGUACGAACGGCUGGAGUUCUGUAUGAACGAACGCCCGGCCUACACAUCCGGUCACAUGGAAGGUUUUCUGAUGAAGCGUGGCAAGGAGGACAGUCGCUAUCAGUUGCGCAAAUUCGUGCUGUCCGAGGCGGACGACACCCUGCGUUACUACGUCAAAGAGAAACGUGAACCAAAGGCAAUCCUAAGAAUUUCCGAACUGAACGUGGUCUUCGCUCCGGCCAAGAUCGGUAACCCGAAUUCGCUGCAGCUGACCUUUAUGAAGGACGGCACAACGCGGCACAUCUACGUGUAUCACGACGACCCGAAGGAGAUCAACAACUGGUACAUGGCGGUACGCUGCGCCAAGUUACACCGUUUUCAGAUUGCCUAUCCCAGUGCUUCCGAGAGUGAUCUAGUCGAUUAUCUGACGCACGAUUUCGCCCGCGAGGGUUGGCUGCUCAAAACGGGACCACGGGCGACCGAUAGCUACAAGCGGCGAUGGUUCACGUUGGACGAUCGAAAGCUGAUGUACCACGAUGAUCCGCAAGAUGCGAAUCCCAAAGGUGAGAUUUUCCUCGGCAAUCGCAUGGACAGCUACAGCGUCCGGAUAGGGGCACCGGUCGGGGCGAGGGAUCAGGGUUUUAGCUUUACGUUGUUCACCCCGGAACGGACGUACAAUCUGUCGUCGCACAGCGAACAGGACCGUGACGAAUGGAUGACCGUCAUCCAGAAGGUGCUGGAUAGACCGCUCAGUCCGCAGGAUAGUUCGAUAUCGGCACGACUGAUCCGCAAACGUGGAGGCACCAACUCGAUAAACAUCUUCACCGGCAGGUAAUAACUUUUGAUUCGCCUCCGUGUGUAUCUAUUAUGAUAAGUUUUAGCAAUCACUACUGUGAAAACAUCAACUACAACAGCCCACACUAUAAUAACCGGUCGCGAUCGUGAUCCGAUCGAUUGGCCAUCAGCUACCGAUGCUCUAGUAUGUAUGCAGGAAGGGAAAUUGUAAAACAAUUAAUUUAUAAUCAUUGUCAUUAUUGAAGGAGGGCUUUCAGCGUUUAUGUGAAGAAUCGUCUCGGAGAUUACUUUUUUUUUCUGUUUCUGAGUGGAGGAUGGAUGGUUAGAUGCUUCCACCCGACCAUGGUAGAUGUAGUGAAUAUUCUACAUACCCACACACACUACUGCACACGCCCCAGCUGCCACACUCAGGUGCUGCAGUGAGUAGGACAGUCAGCGCCGGCACCGUAAAAAGUAGUUCCCUUUUUUUGAAAAUAUUUUCUUGGUACGAAUAUCUGUUUUCUUAUGGAUUAUGUAAGAAGGGUAUCUUAUGGAUAAUCGAUAUAGGUAACUUAUUAAAGGAUAUAAAUCUAAAAGCAUUGAAGGUAAAUCUUAUUAGAUCAAACGCUAGGCACAUGUUGUUUUAAGACCAUAAAAAGCGCAAUCUGAUUUGCAUUUUAUUCAGAGAACCUUCAACCUAGUCAAUCGUCCUAGCGGGUGGAAGGAAUCGAGGAAGCACAACGCCCAGCUGCGGCCGCAUACAAAGCUACGAAUGAAUACAUACCUACUCAAUCACUGCCUGUUUUGCCUAUUCUACCGACUUUGAUACGGAAGUAUUUGUAGUAGAAGGGCAUUAAACAAAUCGAAUUGGAGCGUAGAAUGUUACACCCCAACAGCAACAACUACAGAGAAUUGAUUUCAACUCUUCUUGGUAUGGAAACUAUUUUACAAUCCCUUACCACAACACAAUAGAUUACGAACAUACCUAACUACAUACAAUAAGGCUGAUUUUCUUUAGAACUGUAAUGCAAUAGGAUUAUUUAUUUUUAUGUUAUUUUUUAGUCAAUUUUUUACCACCGAAUCAAACUGUUGAUGAACAACUUCUCUCCUUUUAUAAUUAGUCUAUUAGGUAAAAAGAAGCCUGUGUUGUGCCAACUCGAUUUUUCUCACCCCGGGACGGUUGACUGUACGCCAUUAUCUUAUCGGUGUGUUUCAUGUUGGAUGCAUGGUUAUUGAGUGGUAUUUUUUUAGUUUCCUGAAACUGGGUCUGGAUGAAUUUAAAUUGAACAAAAACUUCAGUUCAUAUGGGCAUUUGUUGUCGAUUUUAAGUUUCUUGGAGUAUUUUGAUAUGAACGAAAUAGAAGCAUAAUUUUAGAUACGACUAUGAAGACACUUUGCUUCCAUAAUCUUAUUUAUUAAGGCUAAAAUAUCUCAAAUGUUUAACAAGUUAACGAAAAGAACAGCAAAUCAUAAGUUCUCCUUUUUCUGGGAGGCGACACCAGUUUAGCUUCUGCUUUCGUCUGUGCCAUUUCCUAGUAUUAUCUUCUAUUUGUUUUUGCUCGGGGCAGGAAUUUAUCCGUUCUUGUUCUUGAUUCCGUCAUAAUAAAUGUUCCCCUUUUGGUUGAGGAAUAAAGCUGCAGGGUGGAAGGAUUUCCAUUUUCACGUUCAUAUAUACACCUCGUACACCAGUGUGCACGUCAAGCUGCUUUUCGUACUUUCCCAGUACCAACGUUAGAUCACGAUCCGGUACUUCUGGUGUCUAAUCAUAUAGUCGCACGUAUUGUCUCUCGCAGACGACAUACGUAAAUAAUGCAGGGAGGCAAAGGAACGUAAGAAUUCCAUACGAAUUUCUGACAAAAGCAUUUAUUAUGGGAAUCAUAAAUUUGACACAAACAAGCGAUGAUACUGAUAUUUGACCGUGCAUCAGAACCCUGGGCAAAACUCAUAGGCGAAUAAUCUCACGCAAGAGAAUUGAGUUCGUCAGACUUGGCGGUUUGACAGACUGUCUAUGACUUUGACAGUUGACAUCUAAUUCCAUGAUAUAAUCGAUGUUAUCACUCAACUGAUCACUCCGCCACUGCAUCCAACAGGAAAACACCGUGCAAACAAAAAAUACGAAAAAUACAACCCUCAAUACUUUCAGGUCAUUUUUUAGUUUUAUCAAGUUGCGAAGAUAAUUAACCUAUUGAAAAAAGUGUAAAAGAAACACUAAAGAAGAAGAAGAAGAUGAUUCAAAUAGUGAACUUUAAUAACCAUGAUUCAUUAUCAUCACCGUUCGAUUCGAAUUCGAAGCCGGAUGCGACGAACAAACGGUACAUGUUAUUACAGACAAACAAGUAACGCAUAAUGGCAUAGAACUUUUUCCUAGGCGAUAAGAAUUAGAUAGACAAAACUAAUAAUUGAAUUGACUAAAUUCUAUGAAAAGCGACUACACAUUCAUACAUCUCGUACUAGUAAAUAACCAUAUUGAAACAAUUAGGGCUUAUUUUGGUUUGACUAGUUUAUUAUACUUUUCCAGCAGUAGCAAUUCAUGUUUCCAUUUUCCCAUAUAGGUAUAUUUUUAUUUCACUGUUGCUCAAAUACAAUUAUGAACUAUCUUCCGUUCGUUGCAACCGACACUGCUUGAUCACUGUGACCGUUUGUUCUCCUGUUGUUUUCUUUUCUCUUUCGAACGAGUAUUUAAGCAAUCUAUUAAGCAUGCAUUAGGCACUUUUUCUGGGGGAAAAUGCAAUCUUAUUUAAACAUAUUUUUUCUUGUGUAAUCAUAUAAAAUCUAAAUCGAAAUAAAUUUAAUCCAAUAAAUGAGGAAAGGAGACAGGAAACGUGAAGCGAAAAGUAAGAAAAAUCUGCCAAAUAUAGGUAAUGUAGAUUGAGAGAACCGAACGAUUUAUCGCGCACCCCUACCACCUUACUUGUAAUAGGGCAUGUGGUUCUGAGAUAGCAGAGCCGAAUUAUAGUCAGUAGGGAAAAGGAAAAGCAAAGAGUUUGAGGAGAAAAUAGCUCUGAUUAGAUUUAGACAAGAGAAAAUCAUUUGCUACGAGGAAACAAGAGACUAAUAACUGGGAAAAGAAAUUAGCGUGAGGAAAUCAUAAAGACUAGAGAAAAAAUAAACGAUCUAGAGUUAAGAAUAAAACAGAGGAAAGGUUUGAAACGAAA
Molecule: messenger RNA, 5056 nt
Organism: Ochlerotatus camptorhynchus
Lineage: Eukaryota; Metazoa; Arthropoda; Insecta; Diptera; Culicidae
Product: arf-GAP with dual PH domain-containing protein 1-like
Exons: 4
Coding region: 811-1962 (383 amino acids)
Biological process (GO): positive regulation of GTPase activity
Cellular component (GO): intracellular membrane-bounded organelle; cytoplasm; plasma membrane
Molecular function (GO): phosphatidylinositol bisphosphate binding; phosphatidylinositol-3,4,5-trisphosphate binding; GTPase activator activity
Source: RefSeq, a predicted model, not a curated record